This is a messenger RNA of Anthostomella pinea, 1278 nucleotides long. NCBI's taxonomy places the organism in Eukaryota, Fungi, Ascomycota, Sordariomycetes, Xylariales, Xylariaceae. The record is from the annotation of a GenBank genome assembly.
AUGGAUAGAGAAAACAGCAGCAUCGCGCCAUUGCGGUCGUUGACUCUGGAGCUCCCUCCAAGCUGCAUCGAAUUCUGCCCAGCUCAUCCAGAGUAUUUCGUUGUCGGCACGUACAACCUACAAAAGGAGGAACCAACCGAGACAAACAUAUCUGAAUCCUCGGGAGACGACGAUGGCGAGCAGCAGACAUCGAACAAGCCCCAAAGCCGCAAUGGAAGCCUGGUGGUAUAUCGACUGACUGAGAAGUCUGACAUAAGCCAUGUACAGACCGUCUCUUGCCCAUCUGCCCUCCUUGAUCUUCAUUUCCACCCUGCGCCAGACAAGCAUGAGGUCGCCGCUGUUGUCUCUAGCACUGGCACUCUUUCAUUUUAUCGACUCUCUCCUAUGGAACCAUCUUCCGACUCUCUUAAGGAACUGGCCACCCACAAGCCGUUAGGGGACGACAAUAGUGUUCUCUUCUUAUCAUGCGCAUGGCACCCGACCCUGCACGAUCUUCUUGCAAUCACCACAUCAGAUCAUCGUGUCCAUAUCUUGCGAGUUGAUGACUCGUGGUGUGCCCAUGAUACAACUUCUGGCCCGAUCAUCACCCACACACUUGAGGCCUGGACUGUGGCAUUUUCGCCAUACUUGGGUGAUCCUUCACUGGUUGAGAGCGAUGCGGAUUCGGAAGGCCUCCAGGUACUCACGGUAUUUUCUGGGGGCGACGACUCAAACCUCCUCAGCACCAGCUGUCUGUACCGUCCCCUUCGGACAAGUGGCGACGACGAAGUGAUUGAGGCAACCUGUCCUACAGCUGCAACCAGGGGGCACGAGGCAGGCGUCACCGCUAUACUACCGCUGGCCCUGAAGCUGGCCGACGGCUCCAGAGUGGUAGUUACCGGCAGCUAUGAUGACUGUCUGAGGGUAUACUCGAUCUACCCCCAGGAUGGAGGGAUGAUGCUCAAACAGCCCAAAAUGCUGGCGGGGGAAAACCUAGGUGGCGGGGUGUGGAGGUUGAAGCUGAUCAGGUUGGAGGAUGCGGGCAAGAGCACAUCCUCAAAAGCAAGGCAAUGGACGGCCUUGGUUCUUGCAUCGUGCAUGCAUGCGGGAUCUCGGGUGUUGGAGGUUACUGGUGACUACGGCGAGGAUUGUCAGGUCAGGGUCCUAGCUCACUUCGAGGAGCAUAAGAGCAUGAACUAUGGCAGCGACUUUCAGCCAGGAUCUGAGCUGAGCAGUCUCCCUCUGCGUUGUGUCUCGACCAGCUUCUACGAUAGGUUGCUCUGUCUUUGGGAGUCAUAA